This is a messenger RNA of Aspergillus heteromorphus CBS 117.55, 1032 nucleotides long. RefSeq names its product Mpv17/PMP22 family protein. The record is from RefSeq and is a predicted model, not a curated record. The coding region runs from base 327 to 695 and encodes 122 amino acids. Gene Ontology annotation, cellular component: membrane; cytoplasm; mitochondrion. The transcript has 4 exons. Lineage: Eukaryota; Fungi; Ascomycota; Eurotiomycetes; Eurotiales; Aspergillaceae.
UGUCAUUGCAGUCAAUUGUAUCAAUUCUUCUGCGUUGUUUAUUUGUUUCUGAUUGUUCUGUUCAAGAUGUUGCGCUGGUAUCAGACGAAAUUGGCCAAGCAGCCCAUCCUCACAGCCAGUUUGACCAGCGCUGUAUGCCUCCCCUCCCUUACCUUCCAUUCCAUCUUUCUCUUCUCCUAUCCUCCGAUCAACUCGAAUAUGGUCCGCACGACAAUUGAUCUAACUCGAGUGUGAGUCAGGUGCUGUUCGGAAGCGGGGAUGUUCUGGCCCAGCAGUUAGUCGAUCGCAAAGGGUUCGAUAAGCACGACGUGGCGAGGACGGGGCGCAUGGUUCUUUACGGAGGAGCGGUCUUUGGUCCGGCUGCCACGGUCUGGUACGGAAUUCUCCAGCGUCGCGUCGUCCUUCAGAACGCCAAGGCCACCCUCCUCGCCCGUGUCGUCGCAGAUCAAUGCCUGUUCACCCCGGUCCAUCUGACGUGUUUCUUGUCCUCCAUGGCGAUCAUGGAGGGCAAAGAUCCCAUGGAGAAAUUGCGCAGCAGCUUCAUUCCUAGCUACAAGGCCAACCUCACAAUCUGGCCUGCGGUCCAAGGUGUCAACUUUGCUAUGGUACCGCUGGAAUACCGGGUGCUUGUGGUCAAUCUAGUCAGCUUGGGCUGGAACUGCCUGUUGAGUUUGAUCAACAGUGGCGGGAAGUAAUCGAGUUAGUCUCUGUAUAUGCGAGGAUCAUGGUCAUAUAUACCCAUCGGUUGUGAACUCUUGCAUUUCUCUCGACUUUCUAUAGAUGCUCACCGGGGUCAUAGACGUCCCCCGGGCUAUAGAUACUUGCUUCUCUGCUUGAAACUUUCUUUUAUCUUUUUAUACCUACAUUUGGGGCGUGUUAUUUGGAAGCAUUCUUGAAUUAAAAGUGCGAGUUUGGGUUAAUUGGCGGGGGUUUCGGAGGGGUUGAUAUUUUGCUUCGGAUUGGCCUUUGUUUGUACCUAGCGUUGACAAUUGGACAAUAUGCUUGGAUCAAAAUAUUCCUCCACCGUGAAGU